ACGCCAUGUUGGAGCAGGAGUGGGUUCGGGUGGCUAUUUUCUGACGCCGUAUGUUUUUCUUUAAAAUUAUCCGCCUUCACACAUCGCUGGUGUCUGUCAACCGAGCGCGUCGGGCGCUCUGAACGACAGUGGCCAUGAUGAACUCCAGCGUCGACCUGUCCCGGAGGAAUCCGCAGGAGGAUUUCGAACUGAUCCAGAGGAUAGGAAGCGGCACGUACGGAGAUGUGUACAAGGCUCGCAAUGUAAACACAGGGGAGCUGGCUGCUAUCAAAGUCAUCAAACUGGAGCCAGGGGAGGACUUUGCCGUCGUCCAGCAGGAGAUUUUGAUGAUGAAGGACUGUAAACACUCCAACAUCGUAGCAUACUUCGGCAGUUAUCUCCGGAGGGACAAGUUAUGGAUCAGCAUGGAGUACUGCGGGGGAGGUUCUCUACAGGACAUCUAUCAUGUAACCGGGCCUUUGUUAGAAUCUCAGAUAGCCUACAUGUCACGGGAGACCCUGCAGGGUUUAUACUAUCUUCAUAAUAAAGGCAAAAUGCACAGAGACAUCAAGGGUGCCAACAUCUUGCUGACAGACAACGGCUAUGUGAAACUAGCCGACUUUGGUGUAUCAGCGCAGAUCACAGCAACUUUGGCCAAGAGGAAGUCGUUCAUCGGGACGCCUUACUGGAUGGCUCCAGAGGUGGCAGCAGUGGAGAGGAAAGGAGGUUACAACCAGUUGUGUGAUAUUUGGGCUGUGGGCAUCACAGCAAUAGAGCUGGCUGAACUGCAGCCACCCAUGUUUGAAUUGCAUCCCAUGAGGGCUCUUUUCUUAAUGACUAAGAGUAAUUUCCAGCCGCCGAAGUUGAAAGACAAGGCCAAGUGGACAGACAACUUUCACCAUUUUGUAAAAGUAGCCCUGACCAAGAAUCCAAAGAAGAGGCCCACAGCGGAGAAGCUGCUACAGCACCCAUUCGUGUCUCAGCCCCUGAGCAGGACGCUGGCGAAAGAGCUGCUGGACCGAGCCAAAAACCCUGACCACAACAACUACAAUGACUUUGAUGACGACGACCCCGAGCCAGAGUCUCCGGUGGCUGUCCCUCAUCGCAUCCGUUCCACCAGCAGAAGCACCAGAGAAGGAAAGACCCUCUCUGAGAUCAACUUCGGUCAGGUGAAAUUUGACCCCCCACUGAGAAAGGAGACAGAGCCCCAUCAUGAACCGUGUGAAUCUGAGCCCUAUCUGGACUGUGUUGAGGAGCUCUACUAUACCGCGAGAUCUAAUCUGGACUUGCAGUUGGAGUACGGCCACGAUUCACCUUGUCUGCUUGGCGGAAACAAGAGCCUUCUCAAGUCUGUAGAGGAGGAGCUACAACAAAGGGGCCAUGUGGCACACUUAGGGGAUGAUGAGGAUGAGGAUGAUGAUGGUGCAGAUGAUGAUGAAACUCACACUCAUAAGAUGAACACUAUCCUGAGGCCAAAGGUCCCGCCCCCACUUCCCCCUAAGCCCAAGUCCAUCAGCUCACCCCACCCGCAGCCAAAACAAGAUGACAGCCAAUCGCACAGUGAAGACGACGGCGGUGGCGGCACCAUCAAACGCUGCCCGGCCCCGCAGACCCCCAGCCCCGCCAAGCCCGCCUCCAACGUACCCCCGCGGCCCCCGCCCCCGAGGCUGCCGCCCCACCGUCGCAGCAGCCUAGGUAACGAGACCGCGGCGUGCGCAGAUGCAGAAAAGUCGGCCCCGGAGGAUGACGGGAGCUUUAGGCAUUUCUGGGAGUGGCUCCACACGCCUCACACUGAGGAGGAGCUGGAGGAGGCGUGGGAGGUGCUGAAGGAGGUGAAAGAGGAGCAGGAAAAAGAGGAUGAGGAAGAGAGGAACGGCGUCAACUCAUCACACAACGGAGACCGCGACAGUCCUGCGGACAGACAGUCCACGAUGCCCCCGAGUGUCCCAAUACGGAAAGACAAGAAGGACCUUCCGAUGCCAAGUAGCAACGGCCUCCCACCUACACCCAAAGUCCAUAUGGGUGCAUGUUUUUCCAAGGUGUUCAACGGCUGCCCUCUCAAGAUCCAUUGCGCCACUUCCUGGAUCAACCCGGACACCAGAGACCAGUAUUUGAUAUUUGGAGCUGAAGAGGGGAUUUACACACUGAACCUUAAUGAGCUGCAUGAAACCACAAUGGAACAGCUCUUCCCUCGCCGGUGCACAUGGUUGUACGUUAUGAGCAAUAAUCUUCUCUCCGUGUCAGGAAAAGCCUCCCAGCUGUACUCGCACACCCUGCCAGGACUGUUUGAGCAGGCCCGACAGUUGCAGAAGCUACCAGUAGCCAUUCCCACACACAAGCUGCCUGAUAAGAUGAUACCCAGGAAGUUUGCCGUUUCCACUAAAAUUCCAGACACUAAAGGGUGCCAAAAGUGUUGCGUGGUGCGGAACCCGUACACAGGCCACAAGUACCUCUGUGGGGCCUUCCAGUCCCAUGUCAUGCUGCUGGAGUGGGUGGAGUCCAUGCAGAAGUUCAUGCUCAUCAAGACCAUCGACUUCCCUCUGCCGUGCCCGCUUGAGGUGUUUGAGAUGUUGGUGGUGCCGGAGCAGACCUACCCGCUCAUCUGCGUGGCGGUCAGUAAAGGGACAGAACUCAACCAGGUGGUCCGCUUCGACACAGUCAACCCCAACGCUACCUCUUCCUGGUUCACAGAGACGGAUACGCCUCAGACGUGCGUGAUCCAUGUCACGCAGCUGGAGAGAGACACCAUCCUCGUCUGUCUCGACCGGUGUAUCAAGAUCGUUAACCUCCAGGGCAGAUUGAAAUCCAGCAGGAAGCUAUCGGCCGAGCUCACCUUUAACUUCCAGAUCGAGUCCACAGUGUGUCUCCAGGAUAGCGUGCUGGCCUUCUGGAGGCACGGCAUGCAGGGGCGGAGCUUCAAGACCAACGAGAUCACGCAGGAGAUCUCGGACAGCACACGCAUCUUUAGACUACUGGGGUCAGACAGGGUGGUGGUGCUGGAGAGUCGGCCGACGGACAACCCGACAGCCCACAGCAACCUCUACAUCCUGGCAGGCCAUGAAAACAGCUACUGACACACACACACAAACACGCUAACACCUCGCAUAAGGAGCCUAGCAACUAGCAAGGAAGCGCGCAAGGCCGUGAGUGACACGCACGAGGCCACCCCGCACCCCCUCCCUGCAAACCCCGCCCCUUCUUUACACCUCUCUCACCCGACCUGCAGUGCGGUCGGCGUCACUGAGAGACGAGCAGUGCUGGAGAGGCACCACGGUGCGUUUAAACGUGAUGAUGAUGGCGACGGCGGUGGCGGCGGUUUGAGAUCUAUUCCCCCCAAAAACUGUAGAAAUAUCCCGCUUAUGAAGCCCCGCCCUCUUCAGCACGGAGGUGUGUCCUCCACAACACUUGUACUACUAGUCGUACACAUCGUGCUACUACUGCGGCCUGCCCCGUCUUGCACAGACCCUAAGCCUCCUAACGACCCCCGUUCCCUAUCACUUUUAUUUAUUGUGGCAUGACGUUAACCACCGGGACGACUCUCCUGUUUUUCUAGCAGGACAACUCCAAAAAAAAAAAAAAAAAGCUUUCCCACCUCCGCUUAACAACAGCCGUCACCACAUAAGUGCUUAACUGAUGUCUAUUUAAUGGAUGUACAUAUAAAUGUAGUAUUUUUGGACAGAUAUGAACACUAAAACUGCUCGUGUAGUUAGGCGUCUGCGUAGUUGCAAGGAAGGACUGACAAGGGGAGGAGGCCGGCGGGGUACGGUUGGUCACUUCCUGGUUCCCCCGAACAUGUGACGAGGAAGCAGAGACGCCCCCCGGUCUCCUCAGAUGGACCUUUUUUCAUUUAAAGGAUAAGAUUGGGACACAAAAUGGACAACAACGUGUCACAAUUACACUUUUUUUCUGCCAUUUUUUUAAAAACCUUUUUAUGCAGUUCUCAUAAGGCUUCUUUUUUUAAUGCUUUUUUUUUUAUUUGAACCACUGGUGUUAAACAUUUGCACAGAGAAAGAGGUAUUUGUGAAAGAAAUGUGACGUCUCAUUUGAGUGUGCGUGUGUAUGUGUGCGUUUGUGUUAUAAAUGUGCGUUUUACACACAUCUUGUUAUAGCAUCAGAACUGUCGGCACUAAAUAGAUAGCAAAAUAUGCAAAAUUUCUAUUUAUCGAACUCCUUUGCCUUUUUUUGGUAAUUAUUUUAAUAUUGUUUUUUUUGUAUUUUAAUCUCUUGGAUGUCUCAACAGGUAAUAGAACACUCCUCGCUCAACGCUAAAUAUAAAUCUAUACAUAAACAUCAAACAUUUCAUUUUCAGCUUUUCUGGAAAAUACUCAAAUUUUCCUUUUUAUAUGGAGCUCAAUUUUGAUUGUUCUUAGAGGGUUUUAAAAGGCAGUCAUCUAUGUAAACACUAAUGCAGCUUAAAAAAAAAUAAAGAAAUUAUAGCAUUGAAAACACAAAUCUUACAGUAGAAAGAAAAGCAAAGCACAAGUGGAAUAUUUUAAUUUGCACAGUGAGCUUCACAUUAGUGGCUAAUAUUCCAAAUACCGUAUUUCCUCACCGAGUGCAUUUCUUUCGAUUUUAUAAUGUAUUCAAUUUCAUAUGGGUAAUACUGACAAAUGCAACAUUAAAAAUAGCUCCGAUAAACAAUAAUUAAAAAAAAAAGAAUUCUAAUGAGACAAAAUUACCAGUACUGUGCUGGUGAGCAAAUCAAGCGCUUCUUUUUUCUCCUGCCUGUAACGUUAACGGCCUGUCGUAACUUCCACUGAGCUCACUUGUCAACAAACAUUUAGCAUGCUAUUUGUACCAAAAAAAACACACAGCCAACUCAAACACCAGCGCCGCUACAACAUGACAUGUUUCAAAAGUGCAAAAAGUUUGCCAGAGACCUCUGUAACGGCGCACCAGCUGCUCGGAGCGUGUGUCCGAAUACAGUGCACCUUGCUCGGCCACCGCCAGCGGCUCAUCCCACUCUAUACUCUAUUCUCCUGAUUGUAGUGAUGAAUAGUAAUGUCAUUAUAUUUGAUAAGGACAAAACAGGUACAGUUAAAAAGGUAAGAAGGUCUCAAUCUACAGUCAAAUUUAAACAAAACUAAAUUUAAACUAAAAAAACAAAACAAUUUUAAAUACAUAACUUUAACUCAGAUGCGCUAUUUGAGGAAUUACGGUAUUGUGCAACAUUUUAUGGCAGCUGUGAAAUAUAAGCCUAAAAAAAGAGUGAAUUAAAUUGCCAAGAACUUGUUUUUGUCCAAUGUGCGAGCUUGCAAAUUAGAUUUAAGACUGUAAAAUGCUGCAACGUUGACAAAAGAAUAAACGUACUGAAUGUUAAGUGGGCUGUAAUGUCGCCCUCAUGUGGUGUUGAUGAGUAAUGACAAUUUGACGGUUGAAAAGCCACAAAUGAUGCGCGUGACUAAUUCAAAUCGCGUUUGCAUGGAAUUUGUGCGUAAAUGAUACAACAGUUUGUCGUCGGCUCAAUUUUUUUUUUUUUUUAGAUUUUAUUUGCAUUCAUUAGUAGCGUUGAUGUCUUAUAAGGUCACAAUGCCACCUUUCCUGUUGUAGUUAUGUUUAUUUUUUUUUAUGUCUCACAUUUCAUGUCGUAGACUAAACAAAAAUGUGAUUUGUGACAGAAAAGUGAGACAUUCCACGGAAAUAUAUUGUCUUCUGUUACAAGAAAAGACAGUUGGCCUUAAUGUUUUUCAUUUUUGUGACGCUAUUCGUUCUUUACUCCCCAUCUUAACACAAACUAGUGGAUUUUUUCACAUCUCUAUCACACACACACACACACACGUUGUUUGUUCUUCAUGAUCCAAUACGCACGUUAUGACAUGUACAUAGUGUAAAAAAAAAUCAGAAAUUGGGUUUGUUUUACAUACUGUAUAAUUGCCUAUAUUUUGUUGCAGAAGUGUAACAGAUUUAUGAGACGAGAGGUUAACAUUAAAAAAGGACGUUGACGCACACGCUUUCACCUGGUCUCGUUUUUGCUUUGCAUCCCAAAUCCAAAGAUUUGAUCCAUGUUGGAAUACCCAGCAUUUAUUUGUAACUCACAUUUCACAUGUUUAUAUUUUGAACAUUUAAAGCAAAAAUAAAAUAUUUGACAUUUUUAUCAACCACUAACAUAUAUUCAUACAUUCAAAUAUAUUUCUUAUUCAGGUAUUAAUACAUUCAAACAUAUGCAAAAAGUGAAAUGAUGCUUAAUGGCAAAUAAGGCUGGAUGGCAUUUACAGAUAAGUUGACGUUAAACUGCACCCUCUAGCGGUUAUGAUGGCAGGGUACACUAUAAUGGUUUUGGGAUGGUGUUCAAAGUAUGAUGGAGUAUUGGGGCCACAUUGGUAGAUUUCAAUAAUAGUUGUAAAUUUACGAGAAAAAAAAAGUCAUAUGACCUUUGCCCAAGGCCAAAGAUCUUUUUCAUAGCCGUCUCAGGCAACGUCUGUUACGAAUGUUAAAGUAAAGUGCGUUACGAGAAAAAAA
Doryrhamphus excisus (bluestripe pipefish) is the source of this 6438-nucleotide messenger RNA. RefSeq names its product mitogen-activated protein kinase kinase kinase kinase 3-like. The record is from RefSeq and is a predicted model, not a curated record. Gene Ontology annotation, molecular function: ATP binding; MAP kinase kinase kinase kinase activity. Gene Ontology annotation, biological process: protein phosphorylation; intracellular signal transduction. NCBI's taxonomy places the organism in Eukaryota, Metazoa, Chordata, Actinopteri, Syngnathiformes, Syngnathidae. Gene Ontology annotation, cellular component: cytoplasm.